Messenger RNA from Puma concolor (puma), 1644 nucleotides. RefSeq lists its product as uncharacterized. Gene Ontology annotation, molecular function: DNA-binding transcription factor activity, RNA polymerase II-specific; RNA polymerase II cis-regulatory region sequence-specific DNA binding. NCBI's taxonomy places the organism in Eukaryota, Metazoa, Chordata, Mammalia, Carnivora, Felidae. Gene Ontology annotation, biological process: regulation of transcription by RNA polymerase II. The record is from RefSeq and is a predicted model, not a curated record.
AUGGCGGCGGCCGCGCGCAGGGACCGGACUGAGGGCACUGUGACCUUUGAGGAUGUGGCCGUGUACUUCUCCAGGGAGGAAUGGGGUCUCCUUGAGGAGGCUCAGAGACGCCUGUACCAGGAUGUGAUGCUGGAGAACUUGGCACUUGUAACCUCCCUGGGUUGUCAGCAUGGAGCAGAGAAUGAGGAGGCACCUUCUGAGCAGAGUGUUUCUGUAGAAGGAGUGCCACAUGUCAGGACUCCCAAGGCAGGUCUUUCUCCCCAGAAGGCCAGCCCCUGUGAGGUGUGUGCUCCAGUCUUGAAAGACAGUUUCCAGUUGGCUGAGCACCAGGAAACCCAGUUCGAUGAGAAAGUGUACACUGGUGGGACACAUGGGAAAAGAGUCUAUUUCAGCGGAAACCUUCGGCAGCAGCAGAAGGAGCACACUGGAGAUCAGCCCUUCAGAAGCAGCGCGAGUGGAGCUUCGGUGGCAAAGAGCUGCAGACGGCAUGUGUCAGGGAAGCCCUUCAUCUGUGCGGAGACUGAGAGGGACUUCCUGGUCAGCUCGGGAUUCCUCCAGCAACAGGCCACACACACUGGGGAGAAGUCAAACAAUGGAACUGAGUGUGGGGCAGCCUUCCACAAGGGAAAAACUCAACACCACUGGGGAGACUGCACAGAAGCUCUCAGCAACCAACACACAUUUGUUCAUCACCAGAGAGUCCUCCCCGGGGAAAGAUGUUACAUGUGCAGUGAGUGUGGGAAAUCUUUUAGCCAUAACUCUAGCCUCAUUAAACACCAGAGAGUUCACACCGGAGAAAGGCCUUAUGCGUGUGGGGAAUGUGGGAAAUCCUUUAGCCAAAGCUCCAACCUCUUUCAACAUCGGAGAGUUCACACUGGAGAAAGGCCGUAUGAGUGCAGUGAAUGUGGGAAAUCUUUUAGCCAAAGUUACAGCCUGAAUAACCAUCGGAAAGUUCAUACCGGAGAAAGGCCUUUUGAGUGUGGAGAAUGUGGCAAAUCAUUUAGUCAAAGAUCCAACCUCAUUCAGCAUCGGAGAAUUCACACUGGAGAAAAGCCUUAUGAGUGCAGUGAAUGUGGGAAGUCUUUUAAUCAAAGCUCUGCACUCCUGCAACACCAUACUGUUCACACUGGAGAAAGACCCUAUGAGUGCAGUGAAUGUGGGAAAUCCUUUACCUACAGUUCCAGUCUCUUAAAACACCAGAAGGUCCACACUGGAUCAAAGCCUUAUGAGUGUAGUGAAUGUAGGAAAUCUUUUAGCCAAAAUUGCAGCCUUGUUCUACAUCUGAGAGUUCACACUGGAGAAAGGCCUUAUGAGUGCAGCAAAUGUGGGAAAUCUUUUAGCCAAAGCUCUGCGCUCCUUAAACACCAGAGAGUUCACACUGGAGAAAGGCCAUAUGAGUGCCGUGAAUGUGGGAAGUCCUUUAGGCGAAGCUCCAACUUCAGUGACCAUCGAAGGGUUCACACUGGAGAAAGGCCAUAUAAGUGCAACCAGUGUGAGAAAUCCUUUAGUAAAAGCUCUGGCCUCACUCGACACCAGAGAGUUCAUACUGGAUUGGGCCUUAUGAGUGUCUUGAAUGAGAAAGCCAUUAGCCAAAGGCCUUACCUCAUUGAUUACCACAAAGUGCACAUGGCAAAAACAACUUAG